This is a messenger RNA of Annulohypoxylon maeteangense, 1499 nucleotides long. Its product is annotated as DUF1338-domain-containing protein. Lineage: Eukaryota; Fungi; Ascomycota; Sordariomycetes; Xylariales; Hypoxylaceae. The transcript has a single exon. The coding region runs from base 118 to 1461 and encodes 447 amino acids. Gene Ontology annotation, molecular function: oxidoreductase activity. The record is from RefSeq and is a predicted model, not a curated record.
CAUGGCUUUCAUAUCAAGUAAUUUCGAAAGUUCACGCCUUUCACACCGUAAUUUACUCCUUCAUAUUUUCUAAACCUCAAUUCAAUACCACUGGCUAUCAAUAUAAUUCAAAUCAAGAUGGCGUUGUCUGAUGAGAUUAGAGCAGACUUUGCCGCUGCCUUAUCGAAGAUGUACCAAAAGGAGGUUCCUCAAUAUGGCACUCUUCUAAAAUUGGUAUCGGAGAUAAACCAUCAAAUAAUGGAUAACGGACAACCAUAUCAUGAUACUCAACACCGUAUCGAAGUUGAGCGACACGGGGCUAUUCGACUUGGUUUAGCGAGUGAAUUGGCGAUGAUUCGUCGAUUGUUUGCAGUCAUGGGCAUGGAGCCUGUUGGGUACUACGAUUUAACGGUCGCUGGUCUUCCAGUGCAUGCUACGGGCUUUCGCCCUAUAAGCCCCGAAUCGCUUCAGCGUAAUCCAUUCCGAGUGUUUACCUCCUUGCUGCGCCUCGAUCUUAUACAAGACAAAAAUCUCCGUGAGCAGGCUGAAAGAAUCUUGAAUAAUCGCAGCAUUUUCACGCCUCGAUGCAUCGAAUUGAUUGAACAAUUUGAAGCUCAAGGCGGCCUGUCUGAAGAAGCGGCACGGGAAUUCGUUAAGGAGUCCCUGGAGACAUUUCGAUGGCACGAAACUUCGACUGUGGAUCUAGCUACGUACAAGGCUCUUGAGUCUAGUCAUCCUUUGAUCGCAGAUGUCGUGUGUUUCAAAGGUCCGCAUAUCAAUCAUCUCACGCCUCGGGUACUUGAUAUCGACGCAGCGCAGGACGCCAUGAAAAAGUGCGGUCUAGAAGCCAAAUCAGUGAUUGAAGGACCUCCACCGCGAAAACACCUUAUCUUGUUACGACAAACUAGCUUUCUAGCACUGGAGGAGGAAGUCGCAUUUUCAAGUGGAGAAGAAAAGGGAGGUAAACAUCGGGCAAGAUUUGGGGAGAUUGAGCAGCGCGGGAUAGCUUUGACUGCGAAGGGCCAUCGUCUUUACGAUGAAUUGCUGGCCAAGUCGAAAGAAAUUGCUAUCGGCCAGCCACAAAACUCGCAGGAGGAUGUCCUCGCUCAGACCUUCGCAACAUUCCCCGAUGACUUGAAUACACUCUAUCAAGAACGGCUAGCAUAUUUCAGAUAUGUUAUUCGGGACCCUCUCCAAGCAACGUCCAUAUCGACCGAUCUCGAUUCUUUAGUGUCGUCUAGGGUUCUUUCCAUCGAACCGAUUACUUAUGAAGAUUUUCUGCCUGCUAGUGCGGCCGGGAUUUUCUACUCCAAUCUUCACGAAGGCCACGACACAAACCAAGUAGCAUCUUCAGACCAGGCUUCGUUUGAGAAGGCCCUUGGUUGUGGUGUACACCAGCCGUUUGAUCUGUACGAUGGAUUAGAGAAAUCAUCAAUUGCUGAAUGUCUCGGGAUACUAGCUGAAGAGCGGAAAGCUAUUUAAACGUACCCGCCCAUACAUAUUUCUUUACCUUAGCGAAG